AUGGACCUGUCUACGGAUACCACCGAGCACAAGGGCUCGGUGCAUCAUGACACGCAUGCUACGCCGCCACAAUUCAUUCAGAAAGAACAUUGGCGAUACCAAAGCAUGCGUAAAGCUGACCUAGAUACCGACCAAGACAUGUUUGAUCUCAGUAAACGCGACCAGUUUAGCGAAGAUCAUAAAGAUAUCUGGCGCCCUGCAGGCAUCAUCCCCGCGGCUCAGAUCGAAGCUGCUUGCCAGGCAUAUGCGAGGGGCAAACCACUCGCUGUACCUGCAAAAGAUGCGCAAAUCUUCGAACAUCGCGACUUUCCUGGCCUCCAAGUUAUAUCUGGACUUCUCCCACCUGAGACGCAAGUUCUCUUCACGUCGUGUCUUAUGCACAGAGAUCUGGCAGAUCCAGGCCAUAAGAUCAACCUCCAGGCGGAUUAUGAUAUCCCAUACCCUCCAAAACCCACAUCGGACGGACUGCGGUUCGACAGUAGUUUCUUUCUACGUCAGCGGGCAGCUCCAGAGGACUGCCUAAUGCCAAAGCUCUCGGACAAACUGAAACCUCUCAACAACGAGCAGUUCUUGUACACCAAGCUUCGUUGGCUAACACUCGGCGAACAAUACGAUUGGCCGACUCGCAGUUAUGCAAAGCAUGCAACGCCAUUCCCAGAGGAUUUGUCAAUGCUUGUGACUGGUCUCUUCCCUCAUAUUCGGCCCGAAUCUGGUGUGGUUUUGAUGUACUCAGCCAAAGACUUCAUGCCUGUGCAUCGCGACGUCAGCGAGCAGUGUCAGCGAGCGCUUGCAAGUUUCAGUGUCGGAUGCGAUGGCGUCUUCAUCAUGGCGCGAGGCGAGGAUGAUGGCGAAGGUGAGAACGCGCCUAGAAGUGUCGCUAUCCGAGUCCACAGUGGCGAUGUUGUGCAUCUGACCGGCGAUGCUCGCUGGGCGUGGCACGCGAUGGCGCGUUCGAUACCUAGCACAUGCCCAUCCUACCUUGCAGAUUGGCCGGCAGGUACACCAGGCUCUACAGCAGCUGAGGAGAAAGCCUAUAGAAAAUGGAAGGGCUAUAUGGGUACGAAGCGCAUCAAUGUCAGCUGUCGGCAGGUCUGGGAUUGA
Messenger RNA from Alternaria atra, 1101 nucleotides. RefSeq lists its product as uncharacterized. Gene Ontology annotation, cellular component: cytoplasm; nucleus. Lineage: Eukaryota; Fungi; Ascomycota; Dothideomycetes; Pleosporales; Pleosporaceae. The record is from RefSeq and is a predicted model, not a curated record. The transcript has 2 exons. The coding region runs from base 1 to 1101 and encodes 366 amino acids.